AUGGAGGAGGAUUCAGAGACUCAGGUGAUGAGUGAGAUCCAUCUGGGUUGCCCACCCGCCACCAACGGACCCUUUCUUUCCCGUUUCACUUUUUCUUUGCCACUCGAUCCCUCCAGUGAUCAUUGUAUCAGUGUAGAUAAAGAUGGUGAUCUUCUUCUUCCUAGGCGCACUAGCCGGCCCCGGUCCGCUCAAUCGUUUACUGUAACCAUUCAGCAUGGUAUCACUUCAACGCUCCCUCAUGUUGGUCUUCAGGUCUGGAAAGCACAACUCGUCUUAUCAGACUUUGUCUUGCAUACCAUGUCCACAUCUUCUCAACUCAACGGCAUUGUGUGUCUCGAACUCGGUGCUGGAACAGGGCUGCUGGGUAUACUGCUUGCACGGGUCGCCAAGGCUGUUUUCCUUACUGAUUAUGGAGACCAAGUUCUUGGCAAUUGUGUUCACAACGUGGAAAUGAAUUCAACCUUGUUUCACCCUCAAGCUGUGGUACAUGUUCGUGAGCUCAACUGGAUGAGCAAAUGGCCUAUUCUUGAAGACACCCAUGCUGACUGCAGAGAUCCACAAAAGUACUGUUGGAACUCGCAGGACUUUGAACUAGUCAAAAGAGCACGCUUCCUUUUUGCAGCAGAUGUGAUCUACAGCGAUGAUCUAACCAUUGCCUUGUUUAGCAUGCUAAAGAGAGUCAUGUCUUUCGGUACUGACAAGGUGCUAUAUUUGGGAUUGGAGAAACGAUUCAACUUCAGCCUGGAUGAUCUUGACGUUGUUGCCAAUGGCUACGCUUGCUUCAGAAGCUACAUCAAAGAAGAUGGAACAGGUGAGCAAGAGGACAAGAGUUUUGUGGGCAGACGUAUCGACGUCACACAAAUCCCUCAGUACGCCAAGGGUUACGAUAGAGGAGAAGAUGUUGAACUUUGGGAGAUCAAAUAUGUACAUUAA
Messenger RNA from Microthlaspi erraticum, 933 nucleotides. The record is from the annotation of a GenBank genome assembly. Lineage: Eukaryota; Viridiplantae; Streptophyta; Magnoliopsida; Brassicales; Brassicaceae.